Molecule: messenger RNA, 1047 nt
Organism: Procambarus clarkii (red swamp crayfish)
Lineage: Eukaryota; Metazoa; Arthropoda; Malacostraca; Decapoda; Cambaridae
Source: RefSeq, a predicted model, not a curated record
AUGGUGGUGGAACAAGCACAACAUGAGGUCGUGGGACAAGCACAUCACAUGUUGGUGGAACAAGCACAACAUGAGGUCGUGGGACAAGCACAUCACAUGGUCGUGAAACAAGCACAACAUGAGGUCGUGGGACAAGCACAUCACAUGGUCGUGGAACAAGCACAACAUGAGGUCGUGGGACAAGCACAUCACAUGGUCGUGGAACAAGCACAACAUGAGGUCGUGGGACAAGCACAUCACAUAGUCGUAGAACAAGCACAACAUGAGGUCGUGGGACAAGCACAUCACAUGUUGGUGGAACAAGCACAACAUGAGGUCGUGGGACAAGCACAUCACAUGUUGGUGGAACAAGCACAACAUGAGGUCGUGGGACAAGCACAUCACAUGGUCGUGGAACAAGCACAACAUGAGGUCGUGGGACAAGCACAUCAUAUGUUGGUGGAACAAGCACAACAUGAGGUCGUGGGACAAGCACAUCACAUGGUCGUGGAACAAGCACAACAUGAGGUCGUGGGACAAGCACAUCACAUGGUCGUGGAACAAGCUCAACAUGAGGUCGUGGGACAAGCACAUCACAUGUUGGUGGAACAAGCACAACAUGAGGUCGUGGGACAAGCACAUCACAUGGUGGUGGAACAAGCACAACAUGAGGUCGUGGGCCAAGCACAUCACAUGUUGGUGGAACAAGCACAACAUGAGGUCGUGGGACAAGCACAUCACAUGGUGGUGGAACAAGCACAACAUGAGGUCGUGGGACAAGCACAUCACAUGUUGGUGGAACAAGCACAACAUGAGGUCGUGGGACAAGCACAUCACAUGGUGGUGGAACAAGCACAACAUGAGGUCGUGGGACAAGCACAUCACAUGGUCGUGGAACAAGCACAACAUGAGGUCGUGGGACAAGCACAUCACAUGGUCGUGGAACAAGCACAACAUGAGGUCGUGUUGACAUCACUCUGUCACCUGUGGUCAUGUGAUACUAGAUCAUCUAAAUUAUAUUUUCUAUCAACUCUUAAAUGCCUGAAAUAUCCGGAAAUAAAAUCAUGA